AUGUCUUCAAUGCGAAAUGCCGUCCAUAGACGGCAGCAUCGAGAACGAGGUCAACUCGAAGGUCGCGAGAAAUGGGGUAUCCUCGAAAAGCACAAGGACUACUCCCUCCGGGCCAAAGACUACAACGCUAAACAAGCAAAACUCCAACGCCUACGCGAAAAAGCUCGCGAUCGCAACCCCGAUGAAUUCGCAUAUGGCAUGCUAUCAGCCUCAAGUGCGCAACAGGGAAAACACGGUGUGCGAGAAGGGACGUCGUUGAGCCAAGACACAGUUAAACUGCUGAAGACUCAGGAUGCGGGUUAUUUGAGGACUGUGGGGGAGAGGAUACGCAGGGAGAUGGACCGGUUGGAAAAGGAGGUGCAGUUGCAGGAUGGGAUGGAGAAGGUCUUGGGUACUGGGAAUAGGAAGCGCUCGAGUGAAGAGGAUGAUGAUGAUGAGGACGAUGAGGAUGAGAAUAUGUUUGACACUGGGAUCAAAAGGCGCAAGCUUGUUUUUGCAGAGAGUCGGGAGGAUCAGAAAGAGUUGGGUCGCGAACUUGAUGAAGACGACGACGAGGAGGAUGAGGAUGAGGACAACGAAGAGCCAUUCGGCACUCAACUCCAAAAGCAGCAGCAGAAAAAGUCCACCAAAAAAGAGCUAGAAGCGCAACGAAAAGCGCUCAAGGAAGCCCGCGCCGCCAGAAAACUUAAACGUCGAGCCGCAGACGCGCGUCGCAACAAGUUAACUGCACUCAGGAAGCAAUAUGCUGAAAUCACGACUGCAGAGAGAGAGCUUGAGUUGCAGAGAGCGAAGAUGUCAAACUCGGUCGGAGGGGUCAAUAAGAGGGGAGUUAAGUGGAAGAUUCGCGAGCGGAAGAGGUGA
This is a messenger RNA of Talaromyces amestolkiae, 861 nucleotides long. RefSeq lists its product as uncharacterized. Gene Ontology annotation, cellular component: nucleolus; small-subunit processome. The record is from RefSeq and is a predicted model, not a curated record. Gene Ontology annotation, biological process: rRNA processing. Bases 1 to 861 code for a protein of 286 amino acids. The transcript has 2 exons. NCBI's taxonomy places the organism in Eukaryota, Fungi, Ascomycota, Eurotiomycetes, Eurotiales, Trichocomaceae.